This is a messenger RNA of Dendrobium catenatum, 981 nucleotides long. Its product is annotated as probable CCR4-associated factor 1 homolog 11. The transcript has a single exon. Gene Ontology annotation, molecular function: poly(A)-specific ribonuclease activity; nucleic acid binding. The coding region runs from base 48 to 899 and encodes 283 amino acids. Gene Ontology annotation, cellular component: CCR4-NOT complex; P-body; CCR4-NOT core complex. The record is from RefSeq and is a predicted model, not a curated record. NCBI's taxonomy places the organism in Eukaryota, Viridiplantae, Streptophyta, Magnoliopsida, Asparagales, Orchidaceae.
CCCAAAGUAAAGAGAAAAAAAAAAACCCUCAGACGAAAUCGGCAGCGAUGCCAUCGAUCGAACAGGAAAAGCCACUGCCGCCGACUUCAAUGGAGCAUGACAUCCGAAUCCGGCGUGUGUGGGCCGAGAAUCUUAAGGCGGAGUUCGAUCUCAUUCGCGAGUGCGCUGAGCGGUAUCCCUUCGCCGCCAUGGACACGGAGUUCCCUGGAACUGUCCACCGUCCGCAUUGUAAUCACUACGUCCUAACCCCAUCCGACAAAUACGCUUUACUUAAGGCCAACGUCGACUCGCUUCAGCUCAUCCAGGUCGGCCUCUCACUCUCAGACGCCGAAGGAAACCUCCCGGGCCUCGGCAUAGACGGCGCCCGCUUUAUCUGGGAAUUCAAUUUCCGUGAUUUCGACCUCUUUCGCGACGACUAUGCUCCCGAAUCCAUCGAACUACUUCGCGACAACGGGAUUGAUUUCGAGAAGAACAGGACGAGAGGCAUCGACUCACGCCGUUUUGCAGAACUGCUCAUGUCUUCGGGAUUGCUCUGUAACGAUUCUUUCGUGAGUUGGGUGACAUUUCACAGUGUGUAUGAUUUUGGGUAUUUGAUCAAAAUCCUAACUAAUCGCAAGUUACCGAGGACUAUGGAAGACUUCCUGGGUUUGGUCCGUAUUUUCUUUGGGGAUAAGGUUUUCGACGUAAAGCAUAUGAUAAGAUACUGCGAUGGGUUAUAUGGUGGGCUUGAUAGGGUUGCGAAGACCCUUGGGGUCGAUCGCGCGGUGGGAAGAUGCCAUCAGGCGGGAUCUGAUAGUCUGCUAACUCUGCAGACAUUCCUUAAGUUGAGAAGGAACUGGUUUGUGAAGACUGGAGUAGACAAGUACGCAGGAGUUCUCCAUGGCCUGGAACUCCUCUAAAUAAUGUUUCAGGAAAAAUUGCUUGUUUGAUAUGUCCAAUUGUUUCAUAUCGCUUAAUAAAUUCAUUUAUUUUAAUUUUGCA